AUGGAACCUUUGGACGCGCAAAGAUUGCGCAUAUUAAUUCUUACCGCGGUCGGGCUGUGCAUUGUCAGCCCACUGGUCGACUCGAUAUUCACUCCCAUGGCGAUUUUGGUCAUUGUCGUCGGUUUUUUCGAUAGCCGCCAUUUGAACCAGAAUCGAAGUGGCCCUCGGCCUCGAAUUGUCCCCCGCCAGAAUGCUCAAAAGACAGUCAAGUACAAACAGACAACGCGGCACCAGCAUCAUCAUCCCGAAUCGCUCAAGCGUCCUGAUCAGCUUGUUAUACAUGACCAGUCGAGCCACGAUACAGAUUCUGUGAACAGUUUCGACCCUGCAGAUGAAUUGCUGAGUCUCUGUCGAUUAGAUAGAAGAACUGUUCACCAAGAUGAUCUUUGCGACGAUGUCUUCCUGGCAACUCCCAGCAACUGGAAAAGUCUGCCCUCCUUCUCCGACGCCUCUUGCCCAAACUCCCAACUCCAGCACUCUUCUAGCGCGCGCAGCCGAUCCUCCUCCUCUUCUUCAACAAAACGAUCGAGCAAAAUGCAGCGCCACGAAAUUUCGCCGCCUCAUGAAAACAACAAGGAAAACACUCACACACUGCUGCUUACUACUGACGACUCCCUGAAGCGACUCCUGUCUACCUGGGCCGAUGAGCAUAUUCGACAAUUUCAGGAUGAAAUUGACGAUACAACGAUUUGCGAUAAUGACUUAUUUCUUUCAGACGAGGAAAUCCAGCUGUACAGAAAAACGCACUGCGGACGCUUGGCAGGAUCCAACGCACCGCUCAGCUCAAGCUCAGCUCCCAACUACAUCGUGUCCUGA
Oikopleura dioica is the source of this 816-nucleotide messenger RNA. The record is from the annotation of a GenBank genome assembly. NCBI's taxonomy places the organism in Eukaryota, Metazoa, Chordata, Appendicularia, Copelata, Oikopleuridae.